AUGAAGUUCACCUCCGUCGUCGCUCUCACCCUCGCCGGUGUCGUCUCUGCCCAAGACGCUAGCGAUAUCGGUAACGCUGUCACCAGCAUCCUCGGAGACGUCACCUCUGCUGUCGGUGGAGUUACCUCCGUGGUCGCCUCCGGCUUCUCCUCGGCCACCAAUGCUAUCGGUGGUGGUGAUGAUAGCACCGACUCGGCCGGGUCUACCACAACUGUAGCCACCACUACCGUUGAGUCUAGCGGUGCUGGCGGUGCCGCCGCCACCAGCAGCGGUGCGGGCGCUUCCGGCUCCGGCGGCGCCGGCGGCGAUAGCGGUGGCUCUUACAACACUGCUGCUCUUGGUCUUGGUGCCCUCUUUGGCGGUGCCGCCCUCAUGGUCAACCUCUAA
Molecule: messenger RNA, 387 nt
Organism: Parascedosporium putredinis
Lineage: Eukaryota; Fungi; Ascomycota; Sordariomycetes; Microascales; Microascaceae
Source: the annotation of a GenBank genome assembly